AUGUUCGAAGGCACCGCCAUUACCGAGGCUCUUACGGACCUCAUCGACCGCUUGUACGCGGAGGCGUUCGACCGGCUUCCCUCGGACGACUUGGGCACCGACAGACUCCUUACGGCCAUGCGCAGCGGCGGCGGCAUCUGCGUUGGCCUGCUGGACCCCGUUUCCAACAUCAUCCUCAACACCAUCUCCGUCCUCCCACCACGCGACAGCCGGCGGUACAACCUGAGGAAGACGCCCGAGCGGAAGAAGCGGCUGGCCGGCGCGGUGCAGCCGGACUACGUCUGGUCCGGUAUCGGCAGAUUAUCCUGCCAUUCUCUCGUCCGAUUCUUGGUGAGUUACUUCGGCUGCCUCACCGACGAGCAGGCCGCCCGCUACCUCCACUGGGCACGCGCCGAUCUUGCACUCGCCGUCCUGCUCGUCGAGCACGAUCUAUACGCUGCUGCUGGUGAGCCUCAACUACUGAACCCCGCAUCCGACAGGACGCAGGCCGCCCUCAAGCGUGCGGCAACCUGUGCACGGCACCAUGCGCCUGACGUCCUGGUGCGGCUCCACACGUCGCCCCUGCCUCAGAAUCAGCUCCUCGCCGCCGCCCCGUUUCUCAGCCCGGGUGGCCGGAACCUCACCCUCGACGAUGUCAACACCAUCAUUCAGUUGCUGCGCUACCAGGAAACUGCCUCCCUCGAUUUCCAGUUCAACUUGCUGCCACACGGAAAAGGAGUCGUUGUGUAUGGUCGGGACUUCAGCGCGGAUGAAGGAAAACUCACCUACACCACCAGCUCCGUGAAUAAUUUCGGCGUGUUCACCAUCAUGGUUGAGCGACACGGAGACCGCUUCGCAUCUCUGCGGGGCAAACAAUCUAGCAGUAUAUCAACCAUGUUGGAGAAUGCAUCUCAAGGUCGUACGAGUCUGAAGAGCUGCGGCGAUGCCUGCGAAUACACCAAGUCUCUCAGGAUGAGGCUCCACGGCAUGAUCCACGCCUUUUACCUCAAAGUGUUCACCAUGCUGCCCUCCGAUGUUCUACGCGGGCUCAUGCGCUACAUCCUGUUCGCUGGCCACUGCUACGGCCCCAUGGACCCGGUUUCCAACAUCAUUAUCAGCUCCAUUUGGCACGGUAUGUUCUUCCCACUCCCGUCGGCUGGCAGCGAGAGCCAAGCGUAUGACAUCCUUGACACCCUCUCCAUGCUUCGCGUGGAGGUCCGUUCCUUGAAUGGCCUUAUUGCCCUCGUCAAAGCAAUCUCUGAUUGCUCCAUGCAGCAGGCCAUGGAGUACCUCUGCUCCAAUUCUUGUCACAUGUCCCAAGACAUGAGCACCCCGCACGGGUUUCAUACUGCUGCCGAAGCUGCUCAACACCCGCAACACGCUGCACUAGGAUCAUUCCUCUCGUCCCUGACGCCCCACAUGCUGGCUAACCUGCGGCCCUUUCUGAGCAUUACCAAUGGCACACACUCCUCUGAAACUCUUCACCAAGUAAGGUUCAUUCUGGCCAACGAACUCCGACAAACUGCAGUUCAGCUUCCUCCCAAGAAGGCUCAACUGUGCAAGGUGGCUAAGGACGCUCUUUUAAUAAAGAGGUCAGAGUAUAAGAACAUGAGGUUAUUCAUUCGCUCUGAGCUUGCACAAGUGCUGAAGAAAUAUGCCUCUGAGCAUCCUCAGGAACCCAAAUAUGAGCCAACUGUUAUCUGUGGUGUGGUUGAAUCAUAUUACUCAGACAGGGAUUCCUACCACGUUAAUUUUGUUGCUGCUUCCGAAUCAGGGGAUGAUAGCCAACUUUUCUUCGCCGAACUCAAUUUGACGUGUGAUCAGUCAAAACCAAGUUUCUGCAUCCCUCUUUGCCUGACAGAUAUGGGUCGUUGCUACUAUGGUCAGACAAGCUCGAUCAAGAUCAUGUAUCCAGCCUCUUCAGAUUAUUUUGAGACUGAUAUUACUAGCUAUGGAAUUAAGCAUACGGAGAGGAUGCUGGACGUAGACUUUGUAUUCGAUUUUACGAGAGAUGAGCAGUUUGCAAAAGAUGCGAACCUUUUCAUGAAAGAGCUAGACGAUGGCCAUAUUGAUGUGAGACUCGUCGACUCUGAAGCUGCACAUAAAGUUGUCCUAGGUGUGGCAACGGCUCACUUCAAUGUGCAUCCGAGAUCAAGAAUAAGAAUUAAGAAUUACACGGCGCGGAAGCGGACGUAUUCGGCGACGCCGUGGGCGAGGAGGCGCUCGGCGAUCAUCGUCGCCGGUCCGUCCGCAAGAUUCGUCCAGUGCCUCCUGGUUAGGGUAGGACAGGACGAUGCGGGAGCCAUGGAGCGGUGGCUGGUCGCGCCUGAGAGCAAUGUCUACGCGAUCGACCCGGCGAGAAGGGUUCGUCGUCGUAUGGACUGCGCCGACGCCGGCAGCGGCAGGACUCCUCGCUGGCUUGGUGGAACCGUGAAACAGACGAACGUGCGCUUUGAAUCCUUCAUCGAAACUCAGGUCCACGUGGCGUCGCGGUUCGCCUCCGGCAUGGCGCCGGCGCAAUUCAAUGGGGCGCCGGUUCCCGGCCUCAACCGGAAGCCGAGAAAUGGUGACUCGUUCCCGGGCGUGACACACAAGACGCGUUAG
Molecule: messenger RNA, 2583 nt
Organism: Lolium rigidum
Lineage: Eukaryota; Viridiplantae; Streptophyta; Magnoliopsida; Poales; Poaceae
Exons: 5
Coding region: 1-2583 (860 amino acids)
Source: RefSeq, a predicted model, not a curated record